Messenger RNA from Harpia harpyja (harpy eagle), 2160 nucleotides. RefSeq names its product glucosaminyl (N-acetyl) transferase 2 (I blood group) (gene GCNT2). Gene Ontology annotation, molecular function: acetylglucosaminyltransferase activity. The record is from RefSeq and is a predicted model, not a curated record. Gene Ontology annotation, biological process: transforming growth factor beta receptor signaling pathway. Gene Ontology annotation, cellular component: membrane. The coding region runs from base 396 to 1601 and encodes 401 amino acids. The transcript has 5 exons. Lineage: Eukaryota; Metazoa; Chordata; Aves; Accipitriformes; Accipitridae.
CAGUGCUGCUGCAUUGUGACUGUCCGGUGUCAGUGUGUCUGCCUGGGAGCUCCCGUUUCAGAGAAUCCCAGAGACUGUUUGGGGCCAGGACAGAAGGAAGGUGCAGCUUCUGGGAGGGACCUGCCAGCGCCUGAGGUGACUUGUCUGCAUGAGUUGGAAGGGUGCUGUGCAGCAGCUUCCACCUACAAGUUGCUCGCUACUUAUGCUUCUUCCACAUCAACAAUGACUAUGAAAAUAUUAAUACUGAAAGUAAGGACUGCAGCUGCGUACUAUGCAUCAGACGGACGUGUGUGUUCUCCAGCAGGAAGCAAGUGCAGCCAGCAAAACAAGCUGUUCGUGGUGUCUGAUCUGACCUGUUUGCAAUAUUUCAAGUGAGACUCUUUUUCUGAGCAGCAAUGAAUACACUCAGAUAUUGCUUCUUUGCUGUCCUGAUUCUCAGUGUUUCACUUCCAUUUGUUUUCUAUGCUGUCCAUUUGCGUGCACAAAUACCUCUUAGGAGGCUGAACUUCUCGGUGAGCUCAACGUUAGCAGAAGCCUGUAAAGCGCUAGUUGAAGAUAAGACGCCCUUCCUGAAGGAAAACGCUUUAAAAACAUCAUUCAGAGAAUCCAGCUGCACGGAGUACAUCACGCAGAACCGCUACAUCACCCGCGCCCUCUCGGCCGAGGAGGCCGCCUUCCCCAUCGCCUACGUCAUGACCCUGCACAAGGACUUCGAGACCUUCGAGCGGCUCUUCCGGGCGGUGUACAUGCCCCAAAACGUCUACUGCGUCCACGUGGACGCCAAGGCGCCGGCCCCCUUCUGGCAGGCGGUCCGGCGCCUGGUGGGCUGCUUCCCCAACGCCUUCCUCGCCUCCCGGGCGGAGCGGGUGGUCUACGGCGGCGCCUCCCGCCUGCGGGCCGACCUCCGCUGCAUGGGAGACCUGCUGGCCUCGGCCGUGCCCUGGCGCUACCUGCUCAACACUUGCGGCCAGGACUUCCCCUUGAAGACCAACCGGGAGAUCGUCCGGCUGCUGAAGGGCCUCCGGGGGAAGAACGUCACCCCCGGGGUGCUGCCGCCCCCCCACAUCACCGCCCGCACCAAAUACGUGCACAGGGAGCAAUCGUACUCUUUCUUUUCUUUCAUGCUGUGGACGUUUGUGCGCAAGGUGCCCCCGCCGCACAACAUCACCCUCUACUUCGGCUCCGCGUACGUGGCCGUCACCCGGCCCUUCGUGGAGUUCGUGCUGCGGGACCGGCGCGCCGUCGACCUGCUGGCCUGGUCCGAGGACACCUACAGCCCCGACGAGCACUUCUGGGUGACGCUCAACAGGAUCCCGGGUGUCCCAGGCUCCAUGCCCAACGCAGCAUGGGAAGGUGACCUGAAAGCAGUGAAGUGGAUUGAUAUGGAAGAGAGCCAUGGAGGUUGUCAUGGCCAUUAUGUCAGAGGCAUUUGUAUAUAUGGAACAGGUGACCUCAAGUGGCUUUUUAACUCCACCUGUAUGUUUGCAAAUAAGUUUGAGCUCAAAACAUAUCCCCUGACUGUGGAGUGCCUGGAGCUGAGACAUCGGCAGAGAACCUUGUCCCAGAGUGAGGUUCAGGUGGAGCCCAACUGGUAUUUUUAGCUAGCAAAAUCCUAGGCUACAGCAUCAAUAAAAACGGUCAAGAGAAUAGCAGCAGCAGUCUUAAUUUCUGCUGUGCCAGAAGCAUGAACUCAUGAGAUGGGUUUCUUUAGGAAGUUCUGUAGAUGCAGCUUGGGUCGGCUUGUCUUACACUGCUUGCAAACCUCACCUUCCACUUAACACCUGGAGGCCAAAGCGCAAGAGAUCCAAAAAGAGACACCAGGGCAAAGCUCCUCAUGCAGCUGUAGGAGCUUUGCACUUUUGCCAUUUUUAAUGGGCUGUUUUCCAGCCCCAACUUUUGUCUUGCUACAGUGUCAUUGCUAUCUUUUUCUAUAAAAAUAUAAACUGAGUCAUGCAUUCCUGGCACUUCUUGUGUCUAAAAGACAAGUGUGCACAUUUGGUAAGCAAAAAGGUAAUGAGUCACAGUCAGCAAGAUCUUAAAAGCAGGAACACAGCUGCUGGCUAUAGAUACAGAUACUGUUUUGUCAAAGAUACUAAUAGUUACUGCAGUGAACUGACGGAAAAGUACUGGAAAUGGAAUAAAGACACUGCACUUCCCAGA